UCUUUUCUUUUUGGUAAGACUGAAGCCCGAAAGCAUCAGCCAUGGAUUUUCAGCACCGCCCGGGAGGUAAAACUGGAAGCGGAGGUGUCGCCUCAGCCUCGGAGAGCAACCGAGACCGCAGAGAAAGGCUAAGGCAGCUGGCGCUGGAAACGAUCGAUAUCAACAAGGAUCCCUAUUUUAUGAAAAACCACUUGGGGUCUUACGAGUGCAAGCUUUGCCUGACGCUGCACAACAACGAGGGAAGCUACUUGGCACACACCCAGGGGAAAAAGCACCAGACCAAUUUAGCUCGGAGAGCAGCCAAGGAAGCCAAAGAAGCCCCGGCACAGCCUGCUCCCGAAAAAGUGAAAGUCGAAGUGAAGAAGUUUGUGAAAAUUGGCCGGCCAGGUUAUAAAGUGACCAAGCAAAGGGACCCAGAGACAGGCCAGCAGAGUCUUCUCUUCCAGAUCGACUACCCGGAGAUCGCCGAGAGCAUCAUGCCCAGACAUCGCUUCAUGUCGGCCUACGAGCAGAGGAUCGAGCCCCCAGACCGGCGCUGGCAGUACCUCCUGAUGGCAGCCGAGCCCUACGAGACCAUUGCUUUCAAGGUGCCUAGCAGAGAGAUCGAUAAAGCGGACACCAAGUUCUGGACUCACUGGAACCGAGAAACAAAACAGUUCUUCCUUCAGUUCCACUUCAAGAUGGAGAAACCCCCUGCUCCUCAGACCAUCCCUGCCGGACCUGCGACUGUGAAGAGACCCCCGCCACCUCCCCUCAUGAACGGCUUGCCCCCCAGGCCGCCACUGCCGGAAUCCAUCCCGCCCCCGCCCCCUGGAGGAAUGGCUAUGCCCCCCAUGCCACCCCCUGCUGGGCCCGUCCCCUUGCCCCCGGGGCCCCCUCAGCUCCCACCAGCUCCCGGCGUCCCCCCUCCUGCCCCCAUGCCCCCCAUGCUCAGACCCCCUCUCCCCACAGACGGGCCGGGAAACAUCCCUCCACCACCGCCCACCAACUGAAAACCCCCCUCCUCGCAUUUGAACUCUCCGUGGCAUCGUUGAAGGGCCCCCCUGUCGAUCCUGCUUGCUGUUGCUUUUUUUUAAAAAGAAGAUAUUCCGAUGACUUGUUCACAAUUGUGUAAGUUCAUUAAAAAGACUUUCUCUCCUUUGU
Molecule: messenger RNA, 1143 nt
Organism: Heteronotia binoei (common prickly gecko)
Lineage: Eukaryota; Metazoa; Chordata; Lepidosauria; Squamata; Gekkonidae
Gene: SF3A2
Product: splicing factor 3a subunit 2
Exons: 8
Coding region: 42-992 (316 amino acids)
Biological process (GO): spliceosomal complex assembly
Cellular component (GO): nucleus; catalytic step 2 spliceosome; U2 snRNP
Molecular function (GO): nucleic acid binding; zinc ion binding
Source: RefSeq, a predicted model, not a curated record